This is a messenger RNA of Heterocephalus glaber (naked mole-rat), 5413 nucleotides long. It is a transcript of the gene Pou3f3, whose product is annotated as POU class 3 homeobox 3. Lineage: Eukaryota; Metazoa; Chordata; Mammalia; Rodentia; Bathyergidae. Gene Ontology annotation, biological process: regulation of transcription by RNA polymerase II; brain development. Gene Ontology annotation, molecular function: DNA-binding transcription factor activity, RNA polymerase II-specific; RNA polymerase II cis-regulatory region sequence-specific DNA binding. The record is from RefSeq and is a predicted model, not a curated record. Gene Ontology annotation, cellular component: nucleus.
AUGGCCACGGCGGCCUCUAACCCGUACCUGCCGGGCAGCAGCCUGCUGGCGGCCGGCUCCAUCGUGCACUCGGACGCUGCGGGCGGCGGCGGCGGCGCUGGGGGCGGCGCGGGGGGCGGCGGCGGCGCCAUGCAGCCAGGCAGCGCCGCCGUGACCUCAGGCGCCUACCGCGGGGACCCGGCCUCCGUCAAGAUGGUGCAGAGCGACUUCAUGCAGGGGGCCAUGGCCGCCAGCAACGGCGGCCAUAUGCUGGGCCACGCGCACCAAUGGGUCACCGCCUUGCCCCAUGCCGCCGUCGCUGCCGCCGCCGCCGCCGCCGCGGUGGAGGCCAGCGCGCCCUGGUCUGGCAGCGCGGUGGGCAUGGCCGGGAGCCCGCAACAGCCGCCGCCGCCGCCGCCACCCCCGCAGGGCCCCGACGUGAAGGGUGGUGCGGGACGCGACGACCUGCACGCGGGCGCGGCGCUGCACCACCGUGGGCCACCGCAUCUGGGACCCCCGCCGCCACCCCCGCACCAGGGCCACCCCGGGGGCUGGGGCGCUGCCGCCGCUGCUGCAGCCGCUGCUGCAGCCGCAGCCGCAGCCGCGCACCUCCCGUCCAUGGCUGGAGGCCAGCAGCCACCGCCGCAGGGCCUGCUGUACUCGCAGCCCGGGGGCUUCACGGUGAAUGGCAUGCUGAGCGCGCCCCCAGGACCAGGCGGCGGAGGUGGUGGCGGAGGCGGGGGCGCGGGCGGCGGCGCGCAGAGCCUGGUGCACCCGGGGCUGGUGCGGGGGGACACGCCCGAGCUGGCCGAGCACCACCACCACCACCACCACCACGCGCACCCGCACCCUCCGCACCCGCACCACGCGCAGGGCGCCCCGCACCACGGCGGCGCGGGGCCCGGACUCAACAGCCACGACCCACAUUCGGACGAGGACACGCCGACGUCCGACGACCUGGAGCAGUUCGCCAAGCAGUUCAAGCAGCGGCGCAUCAAGCUGGGCUUCACGCAGGCCGACGUGGGGCUGGCGCUUGGCACGCUCUACGGCAACGUGUUCUCGCAGACCACUAUCUGCCGCUUCGAGGCCCUGCAGCUGAGCUUCAAGAACAUGUGCAAGCUCAAGCCGCUGCUGAACAAGUGGCUGGAGGAGGCGGACUCGAGCACUGGCAGCCCCACCAGCAUUGACAAGAUCGCGGCGCAGGGCCGCAAGCGCAAGAAGCGGACCUCCAUCGAGGUGAGCGUCAAGGGCGCCCUAGAGAGCCACUUCCUCAAGUGCCCCAAGCCCUCGGCGCAGGAGAUCACCAACCUGGCCGACAGCCUGCAGCUGGAGAAGGAGGUGGUGCGGGUCUGGUUCUGCAACCGGCGCCAGAAGGAGAAGCGCAUGACGCCUCCCGGGAUCCAGCAGCAGACGCCAGACGACGUGUACUCUCAGGUGGGCACCGUGAGCGCCGACACGCCACCGCCGCACCACGGGCUGCAGACCAGCGUGCAGUGAGCGCCCGGGCGCCGCGCGCAGAGGGCCGCCGCCGAGCUGCCACCGGGCUGCCACUGAGCUGCCCACCGAGCGCCGCCCAGCCGCCGAGCCUGCACCGCGGCCUCCGGCCGAGGCCCAGCGCGCCGCUGCCCUCCACUCCGCCCAGAGACAGGCGUGCCCGCCCUUGGAGGAAAAAUCGAGGGAGACACGGAUGGAGGAGACUUUUUUUUUGCAAGUCCAAGGAAGGAGGGACCAAAAAAUUUAAAAAGCAGUAUACAUACCCAAACUGUUUUACAUACAUAUAUACAAACAAAACCGGAAGAGGAAAAGAAGGGCAACAGUGGGAUCUCGUUUAUAUUGUGGUGGUGUUUUGUUUUUUAUUUUCAUGAAGGUUAAAGAUGCCUAACACACCAAAACUGCACUGGUGAGGUGUUCCGCGCCCCGAGUUGUCCUACAAGGCAGCAGUGGACAGCACCUGUCCCGUUCUCCUUGCCUCUUAAAAAAACAGACAGUCCCCCUUUCUUCCACCUCCUCCCAAAGGGCUGCCUCAGAGACCCACCGAGCGAGCGCGCUUUCCUGGGAGCCACCUGAAAGAGAGCGACAGCGCCAGGUUCCCUCGGGGUCUGACUCUGGGCUGCAGGACCCUGUUUCUCUUGGCCAUAUUAAAGUCAUUUGGGAACAAACAAAUCAACUAUGAAAUGGGAAGGAGAGGAAAACAAAAACCAGUCUCCAGGGGAAAAAAAAUUCACAGCUUCUGAAAUUAACAGACUCAACAGCAAAGCCAAAAGAAAGUAUCCUCAAAGUAACCUUGGGAAUAAAAGCAUCUCAAAGAAAGAGCAAAAGAUAGGCUGGGGACGGGACGCCCAGCCUGGAGAGGCGACACUGGGCCUAGGCCACAGAGCCAGGCCCUGCCACCGACCCGGCUUUGCCUGCUGCGUGCGGGGCGGACCGUGCCUAAAGAUGCCACCGCUAAUAUUUUUUUUAACAAUAUUUUUUAUUUUUUAUUUCCGGACUGACUCCGAUAAAGGGAUUUAGAGAGACUGAGCACCAGCCGCUGCACUUCCCUUGACUUCAGUCCUCAGUUUGUUGCCAACCUUGACUGAUGGGUGCUGUGGAUGUGAUUAUAUAAUACUGCCAUUUCCAAGCAGUGUUUUUGGUAGGUUUUAAUAAACAGACUUUCCAAAAGACGGCAAUAUAGAAUCGUUAGAUCCGUUGUUGAUCUAAAAAUAUUUGCUUUAUAUUUUCAUUAAAUGACUUCUUUUAAUAUUUUAUUCAGAAUACUUAUGAACUGCUGCAAAACGGUAAUUUAUUUUUCCCCAGAUCUUGUAUUACGUGUUUUUUUCAGACGAGCACAAAUCAAAAUGAAAUGAAAAUAUGGACAGUUGUUAGGUAAUAAGGGUAUCUUUUGAUGUGAUCAUUUGAUUGUAAUUUAAUUUGAGUAGUGAUUCCGUAAGAGCUGAUCGAGAAAAUAAAUUUGUUAGAAGGAAGUAGUCUGUGUCUGAUGCAUACACACUGUGUGGAAAGAGAAGAGUUCUCUGAAAAAAUAUUUUUUUACUAAUGCAGAUCUCUGAUAGGUAAUAGUGCUAAGGAAGCACAGCCUCCACCUCCUGAGGUGCAGCUGGUGACCCUGAGUGAGGUGCAGGCUUUCCUGGGACAGCUGGUAUUUUAACACAGUGUUUACUCCUUAUUAAGCCAUGCAUUUUACCAUAUUUUUCUCUUCCUUAAUUUUAGUGGGUGGGUGUCUUUAGUGUUUUUAGGUGAGAUUGUCUAUAAAUACUAACCCUUUUCUUGAAGAUACCUGUGUUCUUUAUUGAAUGAUUGAACUACGUCAUCAGUAAAAAUGUGCCAAACUGGUGAUUAAUUAGUGGCUGAUACACCUCCCCCAAGUUCAGCCUCUUAUCCUCUCAUCCCCCCUAAAUUUUUCCUAUGUCUCUGCUCUUUUCCUGAAGACUAAUAGUUGUGAAGAAUAACUUAGAAGUCUAUAAAGUAUUUUGAUAUCAAUUACUUCCCAUUAAUAACUAUAUGUAAUUAAAUUUAAAUUAUUAAGCUGUUUUGUUGUUUUUGGUUUUUCCUAUAAUGAGAGAAGAUAGUUCAAAACUCCUUUGUUGGUCCAUAGUGCAUUCCAUCUUUGCCAUUACCAGCUCUAGCAGCAGGCUGUAUGUUUCUGUGGUUCGGUCUCUCCCCAGUGUGAUUCUUUAUCUUCUUUACGGUACAGGGGAUUUUAGCUUGUUUUAGGUCACUUUUUAUAUAAACCCUGCAGAGUGGUCACAUUGAUCAAGUUAAUGUAUCAAUAUUUACAGUGUGGGAAAAAGAAAGUGUAAUGCCUCUGGUUGGGAGUGCUUAAGAUGCAAGACUUGUUUGGCUGAAUCCUUAUAUAUUGUGCUUUUUUUCUUUAAGCCAUGAUUUCACAGAUGAAUUUCCCCUAUUCUUACUUAGCUGUCGCUCAUUUUUUGCCUCCCUCUCUCCCCUUCACUUCCUCUGCCUGUGAUAUCAAUGCAGGGGUUAAAAAAUCCCGGAAAACCAAGAGAGCAACCAGGAGCAGUCAUUUCUCCAGACAGCCCCUGUGUCACUUCCAUAAAUCAACCCUAGCCAGAUGGCCGUGGAUGGGGUUGCAUUAUUUUAAACACCAAAUUGCACUAAAAAUCACAAUCAUUUUGAUUUGUGAAAUCUGAAAAAGGCCAUAUUUAUUAAACAGAGAAAAGAAAAAACUAAAGACAAGAAACCACAAUUUACUUUUCUCUGCCUUCUUGUUUUCCGUUUCUCUUGUUAUAGUAAUGCCCAGACACCCCCGGGAAUUUACAACCUGUGGGGAGGGGUGAAGUUCUUGGGGUUUUUUUGAAGGGCCUUGCGGGGAAGGCAAAGAAGGCUUCUCCUGGCAGGCUGAGAAUUGGGCAGGUUGUUAGAAUAUGGUGUUCACCGCUGGCAUGUGAGCUGGAAUCCUGUUUUGUUUUGGUUUUUUUCUGCUGAAAUGGUGGUGCUUGAUUAGACAAGGAAUAGAUCUGUUUAAAAUUUAGGAAGUAUUUGCUUACUUGAUUUAGCUGUCAACAAAAGAGCUAACAUUAGAUUUCACACUGUUUUCUAUUUAAAAGCAACCUGUGUUGAUUACUUUGGAAGAGGCACUGAUUUGGGGGCAGCUGAGUGAUCUUCAGUGGAGAAGCUGGGUCACCAAGCCCAUUUUGUUUUUGUUAUUUUGCAUUUUAUAAAGUGGGCUAAUGCUUUGACUUUUUAUUAAAAAAAUUCAACCCUUUGAAUGUAUUUACAAGAUGAAAUUCAUGGUUGAAACACAAAAGAGAGGAGAUAUAACUGAGAGGUUUUGUGCUAAGGCUUAUAUUGUUACACAUGUAAAUAAUGAAAAUAUUGUUACAUAUCACCAGAUCUUUUUAAUGAAUUUGGUCAUUGUGUUGCUUUGCAGCACAAGUGUCUUGUGCUUUGUAAAGUGCUCAUUUGUUUCCUCCCUGUCAAUCCCUCCCCCUCCCCUUCCAACCCAAAGGAAAGUGACCAAGUUCUGUCCCACCAGUCUGGCUAAUCCCAAACUAGGCCUAUUUACAGUUUACAGUCUCCUGUGACUCUGGGUCACUUGCCUAAGCCUCCUUCCCCUUCUUCACCCAGCCCUGUCCCCUGGCAAGUCCCUGCGAUGAUAAGUCCUUUAAACAGUGUAUUUUAAACAGUCACUUUGCUGUUGUUGCUCUCUUUUGUUUUUUGUUUUUUCUUUAGUACUUAGCCAGGGACUUCUUCUUUGUUCCAAAAUAGAACUGUCCACUAUGGCUCUUAAGAGAGACUUCCCCUGCCUCCGUGUAGCAUCCACUGUGUGUUCAUUUCCAUGCUCAUAACCUGUUUUGUGUGAAUGGUUUCCAACAUUCAGAGAAUAAUUGGUUCUAAUAUUCAAUGCAGUAUAUACUAUGGAUAGUUUUAUCAAUAAGUGUAAUAUUUUAACAAUUAAAUUUGUUUUUUUAAAUUA